CUGCCAUUCCCCGGCGCCUGGACCUUCGGCAAGGCGUUCCUCCUGAUCCUCUACUUCAGCACGCUGCUUUUCGCCGCGCUGUACCGUGAUAGUGUCUUCAACAAUUCGAUCCGAGAGGGCGCGAUCGUUGCUUCGCAGCUGCCAUGGGUGUACAUGCUGGCAAGCAAAAAUAACAUUAUAGGAACGAUGACGGGGCGCGGCUACGAAAAGCUGAACUACAUUCAUCGCAUGGCCGGACGACUGACUGUCCUGGCUGCCAACGUUCAUGCCUUGGGUUUCAUCUACAAGUGGGUCAUAGCAGGCACGUGGACGCAGGAGACGCAGAAGCAGCUCGUGCGCUGGGGUCUCGUCACGCUGGUCACGUACGAUCUCCUGUUCCUCACCUCCAUGAGCUUCAUCCGGAAGAACUACUACAACUUCUUCUACGCCACGCACUCCAUCAUGACCAUCAUGGCCCUCGUCUCCAUCUCGAUCCACGCGCCGUUCGCCGUCCCGUACGUGAGCAUCGCCGCGGGCUUCUGGGGCGUCGACCACGUGCUGCGGCUCGCGAAGACGCGCGUGCCCGAGGCGCAGCUCGAGGCGGUGCCCGAGCUGCACACGACGCUCGUGCGCGUGCCGACGCUCAACGCGGGCUGGCGCGCGGGCCAGUUCGUGCGCGUCCGCGUGCUCUCGCGCGGCAUGGGCUGGACGGCCUGGGCCGAGCCGCACGCGUUCACGAUCGCGAGCGCGGGCGAGUACGCGGGCGGGGACGGGCUCGUGCUCAUGGUCAAGCGCCACGGGCGCUGGUCGCGCGCGCUGUACGACCUCGCUGCGGAGGGGCAGGGUGCGGAGAAUGAGAAGGGCCUCCGGCGCGUCAGGGUUCAGAUCGAGGGGCCGUACGGCGGCCCGGGAAACACGGUCUUCUCCAGCUUCUCCGGCGCGUUCUUCGUCUGCGGCGGGAGUGGCAUCUCGUUCGGGCUCGCUGCGGUGCAGGAGCUUCUGCAACGCAUCUCGCAGGGGACGUCGAACGUCUGCACGAUCGACCUCGUUUGGUGCAUCACGCACGCGCGCGCCGUGAACCCGCUCCUGUCGCCCUUCUCCUCUCUCCUCACGCAGUCGCACGCGCUUCCUGUCGAGCUCACGAUCCAGGUGUACUACACGCGCGCCUUGAACAAGGGCGAGCACGAAAAGUACCCGGCCCUGGACGCGCUCCCGCGCGGGCUGGCGCUCGCGGCCGGGCGCGCCGCCACGGCGCACCUCCUCUCCGAGUUCGUCGUCCGCACCGCGACCGCGCUCGGCCAGGACGCGGGCGGCGCUGAGGGUUGGGGACGCGCGCAUGGCGUGCUCGUGGGCGCGUGUGGGCCCGUCACGCUGUCGAGCGACGUCCGGAGGGCGAUUGGCACGCUUGAUGCGGAGGACAUGAAGUCGGUUGGUGGGGUGCAGUUCCAUGACGAGUGA
Messenger RNA from Phanerochaete carnosa HHB-10118-sp, 1437 nucleotides. RefSeq lists its product as uncharacterized. Gene Ontology annotation, molecular function: ferric-chelate reductase activity. Gene Ontology annotation, cellular component: plasma membrane. The transcript is spliced from 6 exons. Lineage: Eukaryota; Fungi; Basidiomycota; Agaricomycetes; Polyporales; Phanerochaetaceae. The record is from RefSeq and is a predicted model, not a curated record. Gene Ontology annotation, biological process: copper ion import; intracellular iron ion homeostasis; iron ion transport. The annotation marks the transcript as partial.